Messenger RNA from Blepharisma stoltei, 1143 nucleotides. NCBI's taxonomy places the organism in Eukaryota, Ciliophora, Heterotrichea, Heterotrichida, Blepharismidae. The record is from the annotation of a GenBank genome assembly.
AUGGAGAGACCAAGCAACAGGGUAUCAAAGAAUAGUGUCGCUCACAAUGUGUCAUCCGCCUCUGUCAGAAGACGUGUAGGAGAGCUAAGUGACUCCAUGAGCAGGAUGAGCAUUGACGAAAGAAGGGGAGGGAGUGGAAAUUUCACCUAUAAUGCUGACAAGCAGAUUGGCCAAGGUAGCUUUGGUGUUGUCUACCAAGCCACAAUCGCUGAAACCGGCGAAACUGUUGCCAUAAAAAAAGUCCUACAAGACCCUAGGUACAAAAAUCGCGAACUCCAGAUAAUAAAGGAACUGACGCACCCAAAUAUCGUGACAUUCCGCCAUGCAUUCUAUACAAAUGGUGAAAAGCCAAACGAGCUCUACCUCAACGUCGUUAUGGACUUUGUCAACGAAACAGUGUACCGGGUGACUAAGCACUACAACAGAAUGAGGCAGCCAGUGCCGAUUUUGCUAGUAAAGCUUUAUAGUUACCAAAUAAUGCGAGCACUAGCUUAUAUCCACGCUAUGGGUGUUUGCCAUAGAGAUAUCAAGCCUCAAAAUGUGCUCGUCGAUACUAACUUUCACCGUAUUAAGCUUUGUGACUUUGGGUCAGCUAAGAAAUUGGUCAAAGGAGAGCCUAAUGUUUCUUAUAUAUGCUCGAGAUAUUAUAGAGCUCCUGAACUGAUUUUUGGAGCUACUGACUAUACACCUGCAAUUGAUGUUUGGAGCGCAGGUGCUGUCGUUGGGGAACUUCUGUUAGGACAGCCUCUCUUCCCAGGUGAAAGCGGUGUUGACCAGCUUGUAGAAAUCAUAAAAAUAUUGGGCACUCCCACGAGGGAACAAAUUCGUGACAUGAAUCCCAACUACACCGAAAAUCACUUCCCUCAAAUAAGGCAACACCCUUGGAAUCGAGUCUUCAAGUCAAGAACUCCACAAGAUGCCAUUGACUUCGUCUCCACCUUGCUCGUUUAUUCUCCGAAUUUGAGACCGACAGCUUUAGAGUCCUUGCAGCAUCCUUUCUUUGACCAGCUCAGAGAUGAAGCUACCCGACUGCCAAACGGAGACCCACUUCCUCCUCUUUUUAACUGGACUGCGGAAGAACGAGAAAGAUACAACCCAGACUUGGUCAGAGCUCUAACCCCAUCGUGGUACCAGCCUUCUUAA